CAGGUGGUCACUAUCUACUGAGUUUAUAUGGCCAUAUUGUAAUAUUCUUGUGGUAUAUGGCUACACAGGAUACUUUGUUAAGCAUAGGAACUAGAUUUAAAGUGUCCCCAACAACAGUGAUGAGUAUAACAAAUAAGGUGCUAUACUUCAUGCUAAAGCUAAAAUCAGCCUACAUCAAGUUUCCCAAAAAUGAAGCUGAAAUGAGAGACAUUAGUGAAGGUUUCAAGAAGUAUCCAGGAGUUAUUAGAGCAGUAGAUGGUACCCACAUAUUUGAAAAAGGUUGAAAAAAGUCAACAAGAUAGCUACAUAGACCGCUAUAGAAGAACAUCUAUAAAUCUCAUGGCAAUAUGUAAUAAUAAUAAUAAUAAUGCCU
Molecule: messenger RNA, 373 nt
Organism: Acanthoscelides obtectus
Lineage: Eukaryota; Metazoa; Arthropoda; Insecta; Coleoptera; Chrysomelidae
Source: the annotation of a GenBank genome assembly